AUGCGUCGCAUCUUCAACGAUGUCAUCUACGGCAAUACUUGGGAAGUCGACUUCGCAAACCAACGGCGUUACCUCACUCGAGAUUACCGAUCCCUCGUCCUCCACAUCGACGGCGAUAUCACGCACCGAAGCACUCACAACCCAGGCCAUCCUCAGGCCUGCUGGUCCGUCCUCUUCGGCACAAACUCGCAGUGGAACCUAGCAGCCUACAUCCCACCCAACCACGAGCAGAGUCUCGCAGUUGCCGAACUGACCGCUGCUAUUGUUGCUGUGCAGUCUGCGCUCGCUGUGAGAAAUCAUGGAGGGGGGAUUUCUCAGGUGGUAAUUUGCACGCAGUCAAGGGGGCUGUUCGACUUGGUGUGCUAUAGUAUGGGGGAUGACGAGAAUGAGAUGGAAUCCGAUAAUUCCCGGGCAACUGGUGAUUUGGGAGAUGUUGCUUCAGGAUUUGCACACUUGGAUUGA
Messenger RNA from Cadophora gregata, 462 nucleotides. RefSeq lists its product as uncharacterized. The record is from RefSeq and is a predicted model, not a curated record. Gene Ontology annotation, molecular function: nucleic acid binding. The coding region runs from base 1 to 462 and encodes 153 amino acids. Lineage: Eukaryota; Fungi; Ascomycota; Leotiomycetes; Helotiales; Ploettnerulaceae. The transcript has a single exon.